GCGGCUGUGUAUCCCGAGCUCGCGACCGGGAAGCUCGGAGAAACUCUUCAACCGAAACCCAACGCAACGACAAGUAUUGUCCUAAAAAUAACGGCCGAUUUUAAACUGUUUUUUGCGCGUCUGUAGCCGCCGAACACGGAGCCGAAGUGCCGAACUAAUCCUGGAAGUCGGUUCGGUGUUUUGGGUGAACUUGUCCCGAGUUGUGGUGGUGGAUGUUAGCGGCGACAAAACAGGAGGAGGUAUAAUGUUGCUGCUGCUGCUGCUGCUGCUGCUGUCUCUGUUUUGACCCAGCUCCAUUUUCCCCAGACAGACAGACAGGACAAGGAGAAGACAGGAUAAAGAGGGAAAGAAAGGAAAAGGAAAAAAAAAAAACAAAAAGGAGAAAUGGCCGAGGCACGGUCUGAAGAAGAGGAGGAAAACAUGAUGACGGACGCCCGGGAACAAGUGGUCCGACGACAGCCAAACAGCUCCGGAGGUCGUCCUGACAGACGUAAGCCCGAGCAUCGUCACAGUCAGGGUCCUCUCUCGUCCAUCAGAGCUGCCAUCAAGAGAACCUCCAACAGGUCGACUUCUCUCUCUGAGACGUCCAGAGACAGAGACAGAGAACGGGACAGGGACAGAGACAGGAGGCGACCAGAGAUCACCAUCCUGUCUGCAGAGCCGCUGGCCUCCACGUCCUGGUUCCCAGGGGCCUCUGGAGGAUUCCCACCUCCCCCUCCUCCUGCCGCACAGAUCUGGGGACCCACAAUCCCUCCGUCCGUACAGCCUCCUCCUUCCUAUGAAGAGGUGAUCAGGGAGAAGACACAGGAGCAGGUUCUCCUGCCUUCUUCUUCCUCCUGCUCCUCCUCUUCCUCAUCCUUGUCACGUCCAGUUUCCACAAUAACCAUCGCCACACAGACUGACCCAGGAUCUGAUCCCCAAGACGCACAGGUGAGGAGACCAGUAAGACCACCACGACCGCCUCUCCCUUACCCUCACAAAUCAUCCCACGUUGAUGACAUCACCGUCACCGCCGGCCAAUCAACGCUCAGCUCCCUUAACAGUGACAGUUUGGUACCAAACACACACGCUGAGACAGUCACACACACACAGUGCUGUGUCGUCCUCACUGAACUUUGUUCACCUUUGACAUCAACCACUGGUGCUCAAACCGACCAAUGGGAACAGCCUUCUGCUGCUGUUGACGUGGCAGCUCCUUCUACCGCUUCUUCUUACGUUCAGUUGGAUCGUCCUAGACCACGGCCUCGUUCCAAACUCGGUGUGCAGCCAAUCAGCAGCGAGGUCAAAGUUCAGACUUUGGUGAAACUACGCGAGGACGGUUUGGCCACGUUAGCCGCCCGCGAAGGAGCUGACACCACUAGGCAAGAGGUUAGUCAGGGGAAGUACCUGCAGGAGCUGCUCGAGGCCUUCAGCUCAGACGACUGGGGCUUUCCUGUUCGCCACAGCGACAGCAGUGGGCAGAGCCAGUCAGAGAGUGAGGAAGGAGGCGAGGAAGAGGACGGGGAGGACAUGGCGACUCUGAAAGCGAGGAUACAAGCCUUCGAGCAGCAGCAGCAGCAGCAGCAGCAGCAGCAGCAGGUGGCUGAUGGGAACUGUGGGGACAGUAACAACAGAGACUUUGUUCCCACAAAGAAACCUGAACCACGGCCACGCCCUCGUCUCCAGGGGCAACCAGCCAAAUCUGCCCCUCCCAUCGUCGCGCCAAAGCCCAAAAACUUUUCACAUGCUCCAAAACCAUCCAGCAAGGUAUUCUGGGAAGAUGGUGGUUUGACCGCAGUGGCGGCAGACUCGGGCGGUGCAGACACUCUGAAAACAACUGAAACCCCAUCUGCAGACCUAAACCCUAAACCUCCAUCUGCCACCGAACCAGCACCUUCCUGUGCCCCGAAAUCUGCUCCAGCUUUGGCACCCCAACCUUUCAAAACCACUCAAAAACCUUCAGUAACACCAAAACCCCAGUGUGCUACAGAAACCCUUCCAUCUGGUAACCCUUCUCCUGUCCCAGCCCCCAGGCCUCCUCCACCAAAGGUCACCCCCAGUCUCAGUGAAACUCCCUCCCCUGCCAACCCCAAACCCCCACCCAGACCUCCAGUUGCCCCUAGAGCCAGCAUGGGAGCACCCCACCAGGACAAGAGCACUGCAGUUGGCCGCACUACUCCGACUCUGCCCCCGAGACCCGUAGUGGAGGUUGGCAGCGGAGCACAGACAGAGAAUCAGACUGGAAGUGAUGAGACGCAGGAUGCUGCAAACCAAACUGUGAAAGUAGGAAGUGCUCGUCCAGGCAUCCCGACCAAACCAGCAGCACUGACCUCACCACGCAGAGCCAGUGCUCCAAAUCUGGCUCCCAAACCCACUGGGGCCUCACCAGCACCUCCAGAUCCAAACCCAGUCCCAGCCAAACCUGCAGCUGCCCCAGCUACAACCCCCAAACCAUCAGUAACAGUCACUGCUCCAGUCCCAGCCAAACCCCCAAUCCCGGCUCCGGCUCCGGCUCCGGCUCCGGCUCCGGCUCCGGCUCCGGCCCUGAGGAAAGGCCCUAUGAUCCAGACAAAAGCUGAAACUACCAGCACUGCUAACCCAAACUCCUCAGACCCUCCUCUUCCUCCACGGCCUUCAAGUGUGAAGUUCCUCCCCCUUCGUCCUCCACCAAUCAAAUCCACUCCUGGGCGACCACCGCCUCCAGCCAUCAACUCAACGUCCUCGGUCAACCAGAUCCCUCCACCCUCCAAAACCAGUCCUGCACCCUCCGUCCUAACACCCAGCCAGUCUUCGCCUUCACAGACCACUCCACCUCCUCCUUGUGUAACAGCAAAUCAGCUGCAGGCUCAAAGGGUACCAAAGAGAGGACCGCCUCUGCCCCCCCGGCCUAAACCUGGACAUCCUCUCUAUAACAGCAACACAAAACAGGAAGUCCUGAUUGUCCUGGACGACCCCAGCCCGGUGCCCUCAGAGAAUCUCUCAGGUGAAGGAAAGAGUCAAACCACCGUCACCCCUCUCAUCAACCCAUCACAGUCUCUCCUGGACCUGGACACCCAACCAGAGCCUGUCCUCGAUCAGGAAAGCCAGUCAAAACCUGCCUUAGAGGACCUCGGCCUGUCAGAGUCCCAGUCCAUCCUGCCUGUGCCGCCUACUGAACAGAAGGAACAGCCAGACCCUCCUCCUGUCAGUGGUCCUCGGUGCAUCGCCUUGUUUGACUACGAGGGAGAGGAGGAAGACGAGCUCACCUUCUCCCAGGGCGAUGUCAUCGCCCUCCUCGAGCUCAUAGGGCAGGAGUGGGGGCGGGGCCAGAUCCACGGGCGAAUAGGAAUAUUCCCCCUGAACUUUGCUGAGGUGGUGGAGCCGCUCCCACAGCCGGUGUUAUCACCCGGGGACAUGACGAAAACUACAUUGGUGGAUACGGCAGUGAUAGAAAGCGCUGCACCAAAGACCUCACAGGACCCAAACUCAGAGGCAGAGGAGUGGGAUGUGGCUUUGUUUGACUUCCCCGGUCAGACUGCAGAGGAUCUGUCCUUCCACAAGGGGGCACUGAUCCAAGUGACGAAGCACAUCGAUGCUGAGUGGAGGAGAGGCAGACUGGAGGGGAGAGAGGGGCUGUACCCCGCUGCCUUCACACAGCCCUACCAGGUUCAGGCAGUCCCGGGCCACCAGCCAGCGGUUAUAGGAGCGGCCAAGGCUCUGUUUGACUUUGCGGCAGAGAGUGAGAACGAGCUCACACUAAAGGUCGGUGACAUUGUAACACAGGUGGAGUCUGUGGAUGAGCAGUGGAUUUUGGGAGUUGUGGGUGGGAAGCGUGGGAUCGUGCCUAAAAACUACAUUUCUCUUCUCUGACAAGGAAAUCCUGAAACAGCCGGUGGGAAAAGAGUGAAAAUAACUUUCCUUCGCUGUCUUCAACCACUCUAUGUUAAAAGGGUUGCAGUGUUGAACUGGCAGCCUCUCCACCCGUCAUCACUGCAGAGCGUUUUCCUGUGUUUUGUUGUUGUUUUUUUUAACUAGAGUACUGUGCACACAUGGACACGCACAUGUAUCUGGUGUUUCAGUGUUUUUCUGAAAACUGAACAUUGAAAUUUCUGAGCAGUUUGUAAUGAAACAGAAGCAGCCUGGUCGGUCUGUAUUGGCUGUUUGGUUACUGAAUUGGAGAACUCUGAUUGACAGCCCUGACCUAACAUUGCCAUGACAACUGAGACUUUGCUCUGCUCACUAUUGUCAUGAUGACGAAAAAGAACAGGAUGGACCUGUGCUGCCUCAACGACGGCAUAAAACUGAUAUCAGGACAUUUAUUUUAGCAUCAGCAUCCUGUCACGUUGCGAUGUUCCCCCUGUGCUCUCCAACAGACAUUUCUAACCGGGACUGGAUUACACUUUUUUUUGGAUUUGACCGCCUCGUGAACCCAAACCCUGAAGCUCCUGCUCACGACUGUUUAAGCUCCGCAAUAGGGUAAACGGCUCAAAUCGAUCUGCAUGAUGGGAUAUAAUGGAAAAACAGCAUCCAGGUCGUACGUGGUUGGACAUCUGCUCUUGAGAGCCACUUUUUUCAGCUUUUCCUCUUUGUAUCUGAUUGCAGGUGUUUAACAACGAAUGUUAUCAUGUCAGCGGAAACCUUUUCAAAAUCAGGUCAGCUUGUCGCAUUCGAACUGGAAAGUCUCAGAUCAGCACGUUUAGAGAGGAGGACUAAUUCACUUUAACUAACUCAGUUAAAACCUAAAAGUACAUUUAUCUUUAACAUAGUGAACCACGAAGAGCAUUCAUUCUCAUCCAGAGCCAGAGGGGAUUAGAAAACAGUAUUAAAGCUCCACAUUAUGCAGUUUUAAGAUGAAUGACUGCCGGGUCAGGCUUUUUAAUAGUUACUCUCUCCGUCAGGGCCGACAGGCUCCAAGGUGAGCUGCAGGCCGGAUGUUUGUUGUCCUGCUAAAGCCUCCUGAGAGGAAACACCACCUGUGGUUUGUGUUGUUGUGCGACCUGUGUGUAGCUCGGUGCUGUUUUCCUAACGCUAAAUAUUUUUAACCUGUGGUGCCUGUUGAUCUGAAGGCCAAAAAUUGCAGCUUUUGGGACAAAUAAUGAGGACAUUUUUCUGUUUAGUUAAAAUUAGAAAUGUUCAGGAUGUUUUGUUUUAUGACACUGGUAGGUAGCUAUUUAUAAAUUACUUCAGAAGAUCCUUUUUAUGUUGCGCAUGUUUCAUUGAUAAAAUCUAGAAAAAAAUGUUUUACAUUCCUUAAGGUUUGAAGCUUAGACUGAAACAUUUUACGAAAAGACCACUAUGACUGGUUUUCAUCUGUUAUCUACACAUUGCUCAUACAUCACUGCUGACCAAUUUUCCAAAGCAUUUCUAAUUGUGUCAACGCACACAAAGCAAGGUGCAGAACAGUACGCCGUGCUUUAUCCACCAAAUUGUUAUGGCUUAGUUGCCACCCCGAAGAAGGCAAGAUACCCGACCUUUUCGGUGAAAAAAAGCACGGUGUACUUGAGAAAAGUUGUGCGAUUUGUUUUAAUUUUCCGCUGCUUAUCGGAAAAUGGUUGGGCAGGAAAGUAAAACAAAGUGAACGUAAUUGGUAUUCAACGGAUUAAAACCCGUAACUAAAGCUCGACACUAAGAGCAAGCAGCUCAGUGUAAACAAACGAAAACACAAAUAAUAACUGGUCAUGAAAUUCAUUUGUACACUACAGACUUAAAUCUUAAAUAAAUAUGGUAUGAACAUAUUAUGUUCAUAAAAGAAAUGAAAUAAGUUUUGCAAAACUUAAAAAUCACUUAAGGUACUUGUUCAUAGUUUAUUAGUCAGGCUUAAAUGUCAUGAAUACAUAAUUUGUACCAAGUGAACCAGAAACUGUUGUUAUGACGGUACAGGCUGGUACUGUACCUGAAAUAGGAAGUGUGUUUGUCACGGCAUUAACGUACUGAAUAGUUUGUCAGGACGCUGCGGCUCUUUAAGAUGCAAGGCUCUGGCUGUAGUUUUAAAUACGCACUGUACUUCUGUCUUUUCUCAAGUAUUCCCUCACAUUUCCUCUCUCUGUUUCCUUUGUUAAAAAACCACAUCUCAAAAACAGAACCUGAUGUUUCUGGACUGAAAAUGAGUCGUACUCAUCAACUGAAACUCCCGUGUAUUUUUAUUUCCAUUGAAGAUAAAACAUGGAUGAUUUUCUCUAAAUGCGUUCUCAGCAUAUUAGCAGUGACGAUCAAUUCCUCUCAUUAAUGUUUUUAGUUGUUUAUCUGACGGUUGAAGGUCACCGACCAAACCACUUUUUCCUUUCACUUCAUGUUUCUUUGUCUCCUUUUUAAUGUGCACAGAAUAAAACUUGGUAACUUUCUACAUGGACAACAUCGUUCAGUUAUUACUUAUCUUUCCCAUGAAAUUCUGAAGGCACCGUUAAACAUAGAUUACUUUUAUUUUGGGGAAAAAAAGAUAAAUUUACAAAAUAAAAUGAAGCCAGAUGACAGUGAUGGUGUAUUAUAGUAGAUAAUACUUUGUUACAUUGUAUUGUGAGAUAAGUGGAGUCCUGAAGAUGACAAUGGUGUGAGGUGAUUAUUUGGUCAAGCCCACAGGGAGUGGAACAGGCAGAGACGUCUGUGGAUCGUUACUGAGAAAAAGAAGACGGUCUACAUUUACAGCAGUAGCUUUUCUGACAGUUUAUUUUACAUCUAUAUGGUACGUGUGUCACCCACAGCCUUUGCGUGAUGGUCGGAGUCCUUAAAAUGUAAUUAGAUGUAAUGACAAAAUGCAAAAUGCCACCAACACUUACUGCAUCUGCUGUCAAGCAAAAACCACAACACAGAUCAUGCAAUCCUGAUUAUUCAACGGUCACGAGAGACGUAUCGGGAAAUGUUGCACUCUGCUUUUGUUAAUGAACAGAGCACGGAAACUGCAGAUUUUCAAUGACUAGACUCUAACUGUUCUCUGCACUUUGCCGACGCAGCUGUUAAAACAAUUCUCACUAGCCAAUCGAGCAAGUGGACUCGAGCGCAAAUAGUGAACAAGUUUGGAGCAGUCCAUGUUUAAUGUUCAGAGAGAAAGAAAACCUUUCAGCAUCCGUGUUUCUUUUCUCUGAGUUGUUUCACUUUAAAGCGUCAAGGUUGGAAGUGCAGCCAAGCAGGCUGGAUUCUUCUUUCCUGAUUCUGACCCGAUCGAUCACUGCAGGCGUCAAGAGAAAAUCUUACAUGUGGCAUCUAUUGGACUGAUGAGCACCAAUGUAAUGACUGUAAUACUAGUGACUGUGUGUG
Messenger RNA from Xiphias gladius (swordfish), 7209 nucleotides. Its product is annotated as SH3 domain-containing protein 19-like. Lineage: Eukaryota; Metazoa; Chordata; Actinopteri; Istiophoriformes; Xiphiidae. The transcript has 17 exons. Gene Ontology annotation, biological process: protein transport to vacuole involved in ubiquitin-dependent protein catabolic process via the multivesicular body sorting pathway. Gene Ontology annotation, molecular function: protein binding. Gene Ontology annotation, cellular component: ESCRT-0 complex. Bases 385 to 3828 code for a protein of 1147 amino acids. The record is from RefSeq and is a predicted model, not a curated record.